AUGGCCUUCCUCCGGCAGACGGGCACCCUCGUCCGCAAGAACUUCCUCAUCGUCUGCUGGCGCCAUGCCUUCCCGACCUUCAUCCGCGCCUUCAUCCUCCCCAUCAUCCUCAUGGCCUUCUUCACCUUCGCUCGCAACCUCUUCGUCCCGCCUGCGCUCUUCGGUAUCGGCGACUCCCGCCCCGUCAAGUCCCUGCCGGACGCCCUGUCCUACGCCAGUGGCUCCGGUCGAGACACCGUCGCCUUCGUGAACAACGGUCUUGCGGGCGGGCAGAUCGACAGCGUCAUCAACGUUCUGGCCGGCGUGGUGGAGGGCGCCGGGGCGAAAGUGCGCCGCCUGCGCGUGUCGCAGGAGCUCGAUACCGUCUGCAGGAGCUCCCUGCGCGGCGUGACCUCGUGCUACGGCGCCGUCGUCUUCCAAGGGUCGCCUACCGAGGGCGAGGGCCGCAUCUGGAACUACACCAUCCGCAACGACGGCGCCCUGGGCCUGGGCAAGAUCGACGUCGACAAGGGCACCAACGACGGCCAGAUCUACAUGCUGCCCUUCCAGCACGCCAUUGACGCCGCCAUCACCGGCAUGGACCCCACCGCCGACAAGCCCGUCCUGCCCAACACGACCCACGAAUAUCCCUACACCACCCUGACGGUCCAGGAGCGCGCCGACAAGAUUCGCGUGCAGUACCAGAACUCCCUGACCAACUUCUUGGCCGUCGCCUUCGUCUCGGGUGUCAUUGGCGUGUGCUACCACUCCGUCGGCUUCAUGGCUACCGAGCGAGAAAUUGGUAUGGCCACCCUGAUCGAAGCCAUGAUGCCGACCAGGCGCCGCUGGCAGGCCCAGGCCUCGAGGCUCUUGUCGUACCACAUCUCUUUUUCGCUAAUCUACCUGCCCGGCUGGGUCGUCGGCUCCCUCAUCGUGGCCCGCGGAGUCUUUGCCCAUACCAACGUCGGCAUCGUGCUCAUCUACCACAUACUCGUGGGUCUAGCAUUUGUCUCCAUGUCGCUCUUCGGCGGAGCAUUCUUCAAAAAGUCUCAGCUGAGCGGCGUCACCGUCACCCUCAUAUACCUGCUACUAGCCAUUGUCGCGCAGACUGUGAGCUACCCAAAGACAGCCACUGUCGCUGUCUUGAGCUUUCUCUUUGCGCCGUGUAACUACACCUACUUCAUCACCUACCUGGCCCGGUUCGAGCGCCAGCAGGUGGGCACGAACCUCCUCAAGGUCGGCAAAGACAGCCCUUGGAACGUGCCUGGCCUCGCCCUCUGGAUCUUCCUGAUAGUCCAGAUCAUCGCCUAUCCUAUCAUCGGCGCCUUCAUCGAGCAGUACCUCUACGGCACCAGCAGCCACGGACGCACCAUCGUCUUCGAGGGCGAGUCCGGCCACGAGGGUCUCGACGAGGCCGCCGUCAAGCUCGACGGCUUCACCAAGGUCUACAAGCCGGGUUUCAUCCGCCGCAUGUUCUCAUUCAUCUCUAAGCCGAAGCCACCCGUCUACGCCGUCAACGGCCUGACGCUCUCCGCCGGCCGCGGCCAGAUCCUCGCGCUGCUCGGCGCCAACGGCAGCGGCAAGAGCACGACGCUCGACUCGAUCGCCGGCACAAACAGGCUAACCAGCGGCAGCAUCACCAUCGACGGCACCGGCGGUCUGGGCAUCGCGCCGCAGAAGAACGUCCUCUGGGACGAGGUCACGGUCGAGGAGCACGUGCUCAUCUUCAACAAGCUCAAGUCGCCCGGGCAGGUGGCCUCGCGGGCCGAGAUCCUCGAGCUGAUCGCCUCGGUCGACCUGGACCGCAAGGUGAAAGCGCAGUCCAAGACGCUCUCGGGCGGGCAGAAGCGCAAGCUGCAGCUCGGCAUGAUGCUGACGGGCGGCAGCGCCGUGUGCUGCGUCGACGAGGUCUCGAGCGGGCUCGACCCGCUCAGCCGCCGCAAGAUCUGGGACAUCCUGCUCGCCGAGCGCGGCCGGCGCACCAUGAUCCUGACGACGCACUUCCUCGACGAGGCAGACCUCCUGGCGGACCACAUCGCCGUGCUGUCCAAGGGCACGCUGAAGGCCGCGGCGUCGUCGGUGGAGCUCAAGGACAGGCUGGGCGGCGGGUACCGCAUCCACGUGCACAAGACCAAGGCGCUCGUCGACGGGCCCCCGGUCGAGGGCGUCUUCAAGAAGAACUCGUUCGACGUCAUCACCUACAUCGCCCCGUCGUCGCGUCUCGCCGCCGAGGUCAUCAAGACUUUAGAGAGGGAGGGCAUUCACGAUUACCGCUUCUCGGGCCCUACCAUCGAGGACGUCUUCCUGCAGCUAGCGGAGGAGGUCAAGGACCAGAGCAAUCCUUCUUCUUCGGACGGUCCACCGAUCGGAGGCGCAGGUGCAGCGGCAGCUAUCGGCACUGAAAAGGGCGGCGCGGCGCUGGAGGACGUACGUGUCACGGACGAGAAGCAGGACGACCUCGAGCUGCUCUCUGGCCAGCGCAUCGGGUACGUCCGCCAGGCGUGGGUGUUGUUCCUGAAGCGCUGCGUCAUCUUCAAGCACAACUGGGUGCCAUACUUUGCAGCAUUCAUCAUCCCCGUCAUCGCCGCGGGCCUGGUCACGCUCUUUGUGCGCGACCAGACGCCUCCAGGAUGUACGCCCUCACAGCAGGGCACCGAGGAGAAACCGCAGAGUUUCCUGACCAAUGACUUUGGCGGCUCUAUUUUCUUCGUCGCCGGGCCCCCCUCGCAAUUCUCCCCGACCAAGCUGAUCGACCUCUUCCUGCCAGCCUUUGGCGGCGCUUCAGCCGGUUCCGGCAACUCGACCAACGGGGCUGCUGCGGGAGGGCUGGCCCGCAUCGCCAACAAUAUCACGUUUGCCAAUACCUACGAGGAGUUUCAGAACCUCAUCGUGAGGGACCGCAAAAAGGUCACACCCGCGGGAUGGUGGCUCGGCGAUGCCAACUCGCCGCCCACGGUCGCCUACAAGGCCAACUACCUCGACACGGUCAACGCCUUCUUUGGCCAGACGCUGCUCGACAUGAUGCUGACCAACACGUCCAUCGCUGCCACAUACGCGCCCUUCAACAUCCCAUGGGCCCCCGAUACGGGCAAGUCGCUGCAGCUGCUCGUCUACAUCGGCCUCGCCCUGUGCGCCUACCCGGGCUUCUUCGCGCUGUACCCAAACCUGGAGCGCCGGCGCAACGUCCGCGGGCUCGAGUACUCCAACGGCGUGCGCGUAUUCCCGCUGUGGGCGGCGUAUGUGGCAUUUGACUUUGCCAUCGUCAUCCUGUCGUCGGCGCUCGCCGUCAUAUUGUUUGCGGCGCUGUCCAAGGUGUGGUACCACGUCGGCUACCUCUUCCUCGUCUUUGCGCUGUACGGCCUCGCCAUGACGCUGCAGGCCUACCUCAUCUCGCUCUUCAGCCGCAACCAGCUGUCGGCCUACGCCUUCACGGCGGCGGGCCAGGCCGUCUUGUUCCUGGUGUACCUGAUCGCUUACCUGUGCACCAUCACCUACGCGCCGGUCAACAAGGUCGACAACUACCUGCUCCUCGUGCACUUCCUCGUUUCGGCGUUUGCGCCCAUCGGCUCCGUGAUCCGAUCCAUGUUCCUCGCCCUCAAUCUUUUCUCGGCGACCUGCGUCGGAGACCAGAUCGCGCCCAACCCGGGCGGCAUCCUGCAGUACGGCGGGCCGAUCCUCUACCUCAUCGUGCAGUCGGUGCUCUUCUUCCUGCUGCUGCUCGUCUGCGACAGCGGCAAGGCCAAGUUCUGGUUCGCCCGCCUCUUCUCGCGGCGGUCCAAGAAGAACUCCGCCAACGACGAUGCAGGCCCGCAGGACGGCGCCGACGCCGAGAUCGCCAACGAGCUGGUCCGCGUGACGUCGUCGGUGCGCGGGUCGACGACGGAGCCCCUCGACGGCCUGCGCGCCGUGCACCUGAGCAAGACGUUCGGCAAGAACACGGCCGUCGACAACGUCACGUUUGGCAUCAAGCGCGGCGAGGUGUUCGCGCUGCUGGGCCCCAACGGCGCGGGCAAGUCAACGACCAUCAGCAUGAUCCGCGGCGACCUGCAGCCCGACAGCGGCGGCGACGUCUUCGUCGAGAACGUGUCGGUGUCGCGGCGGCUGGCGGCCGCGCGCGCGCACCUGGGCGUGUGCCCACAGUUCGACGCCGUGGACCAGAUGACGGUGCGCGAGCACCUGCGGUUCUACGCGCGCGUGCGGGGCAUCCCGGACGUGGAGCACAACGUGCGGGCCGUGACGCGGGCGGUCGGCCUGCAGGCGUUUCGGGACCGGCAGGCGCACGCGCUGUCGGGCGGCAACAAGCGCAAGCUGAGCCUGGGCAUCGCGCUCAUGGGCAACCCCUCGGUCGUGCUGCUCGACGAGCCGAGCUCGGGGCUCGACGCGGCGGCCAAGCGCGUCAUGUGGCGCACGCUGGCGGCGACGGUGCCCGGCCGGUCGAUCCUGCUGACGACGCACAGCAUGGAGGAGGCGGACGCGCUGGCGGGGCGGGCGGGCAUCAUGGCGAAGCGCAUGCUGGCCAUGGGCACGGUCGACCAGCUGCGGGCGCGGUUCGGCGACAGGCUGCACGUGCACCUCGUGUGCAAGGGGGCGCCGCGGACGAGCGACGCCGACGUGGCGAGGGUGCGCGCCUGGGUCGGCGCGGCGUUCCCCGGCGCGGAGAUGGAGGACAAGACGUACCACGGCCAGAUGCGGUUUUCGAUUCCGGCGAGGGAGGUCGUCCUUGCGCGCUCGGGCGGCGCUGCGUCAAGAAGGGCUGAAGGGGGGGUAGAAGGAAGAGGUGGUGGUGGUGGUGGGAAAGGCGGGGAGUCGUCGGUGGCGACGGUGCAGGAGCAGAGCGCUAUCGGGCAGCUCGUCGUCCUGCUGGAGGAGGAGCGGGAGAGGCUGGGCGUGGAGCACUACAGCGUCAGCCCGACGACGCUGGACCAGGUGUUCUUGACGGUCGUGGGGCGGCACAACGUCGUGGAGGAGGGGUACCAGGCUGCGCAUGAGGGGGAGGACAAGAAGAAGGGGUGGUUUAGGAGGAGGAAAGUGAAGUGA
Thyridium curvatum is the source of this 5016-nucleotide messenger RNA. RefSeq lists its product as uncharacterized. The record is from RefSeq and is a predicted model, not a curated record. Gene Ontology annotation, molecular function: ATP hydrolysis activity; ATP binding; ABC-type transporter activity. The transcript has a single exon. Lineage: Eukaryota; Fungi; Ascomycota; Sordariomycetes; Thyridiales; Thyridiaceae. The coding region runs from base 1 to 5016 and encodes 1671 amino acids. Gene Ontology annotation, cellular component: membrane; intracellular membrane-bounded organelle. Gene Ontology annotation, biological process: transmembrane transport; lipid transport.